This is a messenger RNA of Olea europaea var. sylvestris, 708 nucleotides long. RefSeq lists its product as uncharacterized. Lineage: Eukaryota; Viridiplantae; Streptophyta; Magnoliopsida; Lamiales; Oleaceae. The coding region runs from base 1 to 708 and encodes 235 amino acids. The transcript has 6 exons. The record is from RefSeq and is a predicted model, not a curated record.
AUGGUUCCCCUCCUGGUGUUUCUCAUCAACCUGGUGAAGUUUGCAAACUCUGAAAAGCUCUCUAAGGUCUUAAACAGGCACCUCAAGCUUGCUUUAUUUUACAAAUGUACAACUGUUGGUCACAUUUUGCUCCCUUUAUAUGUUGAUGACAUGAUUAUUACUGGUUAUCUUCUUUCUCAGUCUAAAUAUAUAGUAGAUAUAUUUGAGCAUGCUCGUUUUAUUGAUAAUAAGACUGUUGAUACACCUCUUAAGCUUAAUACUCUGUAUUUUUCUUCUGAUGGUUCUCCAUUAUCAGAUCUUAGUUUAUAUCGUACUAUUGUUGGUAGCUUGGUUUAUCUCACUCUCACUAGUCCGAAUAUUGCACAUGUUGUUCAUAUAGUUAAAUUGCGAGGAUAUUGUGAUGUAGAUUGGGCUAGUGAUCCUACAAAUCGUCAAUCUACCACUGGCUUCUGUAUAUUUCUUGGCGAUUCUCUUAGUCCUAGGAAAAGUAAGAAGCAAGAUACUGUUUCUAGAUCUUCCAUCGAAACAGAGUAUCCUGCCUUGGCUUCUACUAUUUGUGAGAUGUGGUCCAUGAGAGGACCAAACAUAUUGAUAUUGAUUGUCAUGUCACUCGACAUCAUUAUUAGCUCGAAUGAAUUGUUUGUUACAAUUGAAGAUCAAAAAAAGUGUUUUUCUGGCCAAAUUCCAGCUCUAGAUAGGGAAGGAUGA